AGAUGUUUGAGCCACAAUCACCUGAGGAAACAUUUGUUGGUUCAGCUUCUUGAAUCAAGGCAAGAAAGAGAGAAAAAAGCAGGACACAAAGAAGAUCUAGAAGAUCUGGGACAGAACGAGGAACACAAAAAAAGGGAGAGAGUGUAAGACAGGAAUGAAGGUCUGAGUCAAGAAUAUUGAUUUGAUAAGAGGAGUAAUAUCAAAAAGAGUCUAAAAUGAGGGAUUGCAGGAUGAAGUUCAGAGAGAGGAGGAUGCCGCUGCUGUCUGUCAAAGAGAACAUAGAAAUGGAGCUGUUCUCCUCAGAGGAGCCUUGUGUGGUCAUGACAACCAUGGAGAAGGAAGACGACUGCAGCUUUAACCAGAGACACCUGGAACAUCCUCUGGUCCCUGACUCUGAGGAGGAAGAGGAGGAGGGGGAGGAACCAGAGCUGCUGUUUGAGACCCCUCCUAGGAAACAGCAGCCAAAGACCAGACCAGAGCCUCCUGCUAAGAACCUGACCAAACAUGUUUCACCAAUAUCGGGGUUUUUGGAGGAAACUACAAUUGAAAUGGAGGUGCUUCCUCCCCUCAGAGUUCCUGUCAGGGAGCUGGUGGAGUUAAAGCCCGUUGAUCACUCCAUGUUCACUCCGCAGCAAACUCCAAGCAAAGCAAAUCGCUUCAAAUGGAAGAGUCAGACGCCACAGAGGACCGGACUGAUGGUCAGAGAUGUCGUCUGUAUACCUAGAGGACUCUACCUGGAGCAACUGGAGAGACCUGUUGUUCCGAGAGGCAAAGAACGAGCAGCUCUGGUUGCCACGGGAAUGACCGCACGCAUCACUAUUGACAGCAGCUGGUCAGCCAAUCAGAUGAAGAGUCGGCUGUCGCUGCUUUUCUGGGGACGUUUUGUAAAACAGGAAGGACAAAAAUUCUCCUUCACAUAUUUACAGUGUGUGCCAGGCUCCAGGGUGUUAUUUAUCCCUGACGCCCCUGAAGAAGGCUGGACAGGAGAGCAGGUACUCAGGACCACUGGGCAUGGAGUUCUGUACAUCCUCAGCCACCAGGACUACCCACAGACUGACUCAAAGAGGCCAGAAACCAAGACACCCUACCACAAGAAGCAGGUUUGUCAGGAGGAGAGCGCAGAGAGGCUCACUGAUAAUGGGAAUCUAGAGGGCAUACAGACCCUGUCCCAUGUUUGCAGCCCUUCAGAGGAGAAGAUCAAACCUGACCUGGACACCAUUCUGGGGGUGUUACGACAGAAGCUCGGAGAUCAUAACGUAGAGACUCAAAUCCAGGUGAGGAGGGGAGACGUGCUCCACAGCGCUCUGAAGGUGGUGAGGAGGCCGGGUUUCAGCUUCAGGACUGCACCCAUCGUGUCCUUCAGUGGGGAGGAGACUGACUGUCAAGAGGAAGCCCUCAGGGAGUUCUUCAGAUUGACUUUGCUGGAGUUGCAGCAGACUUCUAUAUUCGAGGGUCUUCCAGGUCGUCUGUUCUUCACUUGUGACCUUUCAGCUCUCGAAAACAGGAAGUACUACGAAGCAGGUGUUCUGGUUGGCUGGUCUCUGGUUCAGGGCGGGCCUGGACCACGUUGUCUCCACCCUGUACUCUACCAGCUGAUGUGUGAUCAGAAUCCUUCUUUAGAAGACUUUAGCUGGAGGGACAUCGUUGAGGCUGAAGCACAGAUCAGACUACAACAGCUGCAGAGCUGUACAGAUGUGAAGCUUCUGCCUCCUAGUCAGUGUGACUGGUUGUCCAGCUGUGGAAUCCCUGAAAUCUCUUCAGCUCAUUCUGAUAAAAUACCAGACAUCUACUGCCGUGUAAUUAAACAUUUCACCUACCACAGGGUCUCCAGUAUGAUCUCCCAGUUCACAGAGGGGCUCAACAGCUGUGGUGGAUUGUGGGAUGUGAUACAGUCGCAGUGGGUGUUGUUUGCAUCAGAGAUGAUGGGGGCACAGCAGCAUCCUCUGAUUCUAGAAGAGUUCAAACAGCUUUUCACCGUCUGUUAUAGUCCUCCAGGCAGCCUGCAGAGGGCUGCUGAGGAGGCAGCAGCUGCACACUGGGAAACGGCCCUCAGCUUGAUCAGCAAUGGAAAGGCAGAUUUUACCUUUGAAGACCUCUUCUCCUUCAUCACUGGAGCUGAUCAUCCUCCUCCUCUCGGGUUCUCUAGAUUGAUCCCACUGCGUUUUCACUUCCAGGAUGGGAGCCUAUCAGACGCCUACCUACCCCGUGCCUCCAGCUCUGCUCCCGAGCUCUACCUGCCAACAGGAGUGACCAGGCCUGCAGAUGUGUUGAGGCUAUUGAGUAGAGCUGUGCAUGAAAAGACGCUGGACCUUGGAUGUGUCCAGAAAGAAGGGGACGAGGAGGACAGCUGUGUAGAUGUGAUAUAGUCUUUUUAUAGUUUCAUAAUGUAAUGAAAGUAGAUUCCAGCAUGCUGAGAUUAACUUUAUUUGAUCUGGAAAAAAAGGACCAUUUAUCAUUGUGCCUCUGCUGAUUUAAUGAUUUAAUAUUCAGAGAAAGUGUUUCACAAAGUUAUCAGAAAUAUUUCUGCAUUGUACUUUCCUGUUGUUAUCUUUCCAUAAUUUAUUAAAGGACAGUUCUGUUUGGUUUGAAAAAUAAAAUGUUG
Messenger RNA from Cheilinus undulatus (humphead wrasse), 2602 nucleotides. RefSeq lists its product as uncharacterized. The transcript has 15 exons. Gene Ontology annotation, molecular function: ubiquitin-protein transferase activity. The record is from RefSeq and is a predicted model, not a curated record. Bases 216 to 2366 code for a protein of 716 amino acids. NCBI's taxonomy places the organism in Eukaryota, Metazoa, Chordata, Actinopteri, Labriformes, Labridae.